Clonostachys rhizophaga is the source of this 429-nucleotide messenger RNA. Lineage: Eukaryota; Fungi; Ascomycota; Sordariomycetes; Hypocreales; Bionectriaceae. The record is from the annotation of a GenBank genome assembly.
AUGUCUUCUUUCCUCUUCCGUCGUGCUGCCGUCGCAUCGGCCUCCACCGCCCGCGCUUUCAGCACCACCUCGCCCCGAUCCAUUGCUAAGAUCUCCAUCAUCGGCAACCUCGCCGACACCCCUGAGCUCUACCAGACCUCCUCCGGCCGCGAAAUCGUCCGAUAUGCUGUCGCCAGCAACAGCGGUCCCAAGGAGAACCGCCAGACCAGCUGGUUCCGCGUCGCUACCUUCGCUGAGGGCCCCCGCCGUGACUUCAUGCUUAGCCUUCCCCGCGGCUCCCUCGUCUACGUUGAGGGCGAUGCCUCCGUGAACGUCUACCAAGAUGCCGAGGGCAAGAACCGCUCCUCCCUCAACAUCGUCCAGCGCACCAUUGAGGUUCUCAAGCGCCCUGCUGCCCCUGCUGCCGCCGAGUCUGAGGAGCAACACUAA